Molecule: messenger RNA, 2246 nt
Organism: Coffea eugenioides
Lineage: Eukaryota; Viridiplantae; Streptophyta; Magnoliopsida; Gentianales; Rubiaceae
Product: flap endonuclease GEN-like 2
Exons: 14
Coding region: 274-2073 (599 amino acids)
Molecular function (GO): 5'-flap endonuclease activity
Source: RefSeq, a predicted model, not a curated record
UAGUCUAAUAGUCUUGUCUCUCACAUUCAAAAUCUCCCCCUCCCAGUGAGACCAUCCCCAGUUAAGAAAGGAAUUUCCAGGAGAGGGUUGUUUAUUUGUUAAAGAUCCCCUGAUGCUACUCGGGAAAAGCAACGGCUACUGCACUUCAUAUUGAAUUUAAGCUUGAAAAUUCCAUUGUUGAAGAAGCUUCUACUCUCUCCCGUGAGUGUGUAAAAUUGAGCUCUAUCCGCGACUACGGUUUUCUCCUCCUCCUGGAGGGAACAGGGGCCAUAUAUGGGGGUGAAAAAUCUAUGGGACAUCUUAGAAUCUUGCAAGAAAAUUCUCCCUCUUCACCAUCUCCAGAACAAGAGGGUGUGCAUAGAUCUGUCAUGCUGGAUGGUCCAACUUCAGAAUGUGAACAGAACCCACUGUGCUAUGACCAGCAAACUCUAUCUCCAGUGUCUCUUCCACCGCCUCCGAGCCCUCAUUGCUUUAAAUUGUAGUCUCAUUUUUGUUAGUGAUGGGUCUAUUCCUUCAAUCAAAUUAUCUGCAUAUAGACGGCGAUUAAAUGUUGGGAGUGAGGUAAAUGCGGAGGAAACAAAUCCUAAAAUAGUAUCGUCACUAAGAAGGAACAUGGGCUCUGAGUUUUCAUGCAUGAUAAAGGAGGCUAAAAGUCUUGGCAAGGCACUUGGAAUUCCUUGCUUAGAUGGGGUAGAGGAGGCUGAAGCUCAAUGUGCAUUGCUAAACUCGGAAUCAUUAUGUGAUGCAUGUUUCACUUCAGAUUCUGAUGCUUUCCUGUUUGGUGCUAGAACUGUGUAUAGAGAUAUUUGUCUUGGCGAAGGUGGUUAUGUUGUUUGUUAUGAAAUGGCUGAUAUUGAGAGGAAUCUUGGCUUUGGGAGGAAUUCCUUGAUUACUUUGGCUGUUCUUCUUGGUAGUGAUUACUCCCAAGGGGUGUAUGGUCUCGGUCAGGAGUCAGCUUGUCAGAUCGUUAAGUCAGUUGGUGACAGUGCUGUUCUUCACAGAAUUGCAUUGGAGGGGAUAUCAUUUGCACAGAAGCCAAAAGUUUCAAAAAAAAAGGCGCGCAGUUUGAGUGCAAAUCAUGAAAGGGAUGCUAAUGGGGCUGAUUCCAAUUUCCAAAAGAAUACUGAGUUCAUGGAAGUGAUCAAUGCCUAUUUGAAGCCAAAGUGCCACCCACCUGACUCUGAUGCUGUGUAUAGUGAGUCAAGAAAGACCAAAGUUCUGCUUCCUUCAUUUCUUUCUUACAGGGUACUGGCUAUUUAUCCAUUUAAUCGCCACCAACUUCAGCAGAUAUGUGCCCAGUUUUUUGAUUGGCCUCCUGAGAAGACAGAUGAGUACAUUCUUCCGAAGAUAGCUGAAAGAGACCUAAGGCGAUAUGCUAGUUUACGUUCCACUUCAUCAAACCUUGGAGUCAAAGUUUCAAUGGAUGAGAUGCCAGUGAAGUGUCCUAUAUCAAGUAUUAUCAAGCAAAGAAAGCUUCAAGGGAGAGAUUGCUUUGAGGUUUCAUGGGAAGAAGUGCAUGGACUAAAUGCAUCUGUUGUACCGGCUGAUCUAGUAGAAAGAGCCUGUCCUGAAAAGAUAGUGGAAUUCCAGGAGAGAAAAGCUCAAGGAAAGAAAAGAAGUCAUUGCGUAUCUAGACCAAAGAAACUUGGAAACAUGCCAUCAGCAGAGGAAAUUGAUCUUAAGCUUCAAAAGCUGCUACUUGACAUAGAAAAUGAGAGCAAAACCACCAGAGGUGCCAGCUUAUCAGGACGAUCCAAACUGGAGAAAACUAGUGCUUUAAUCCAAGCUGAUCUUGCGAUCCAAGAACUGCACCUUGAGGACAAGUUGGAGAAAGAGGCUGAUUCUGUUACUACUACGGGGUGCAAGUCAGUCGCUCCAGGUCCUGGUGGAACUGAGGUCAUUGAUCUAAUGAGCCCUUUGCCAGUGUCUGCUCCAAGUUCGACACGUCAAGGUGCAAAUGUGGAGUGCAUCGACUUAAUUGAGUUGAGCGAGUCAGAAACCGAAAUCUCUCCUGAUCAUGCAAGAAAAGCUAGAGAUUUAAGGUUGUUUAUAGCUAGUAUUAAAGAUGAUUGACCUAUGAAUACAAGAAAAGGAAAAUUAAUAAUGUCUAGAUGAGGGGUUCUUGUAAGGGAAAACACGGUGGGCUGAGAAGUUAGAAAAAGAAAACACCUUUCAUGUAUGCAUAAUUGCUAUUUGUGUGGGGAAGUUAGGAAUUUUAGAUGUAGAAAUGAUAAGAUGUAACAUCA